AUGUCAUCGGAUACAGUAGUAGAUGCAUUGUUGCUUCUGAGGGCCUCAGUGCUUCAUGGAACACAGCCACGGCUUUUCAAGAAAGAUGAAGAAUCUGGGUCUUUUGAAGAGGCAGUAUCUCUUGAAGAAGCGACACAUUUAGGCUUUUCUGGAGGGGAAAUGGUUGGUUUAAGGGAUACAACACGGUUUGUGAGGCGUGCAACGGGUGAGGCGUUUGAUGUACAAGCAAUCUAUUUUGCAUGGUUGUUACGAGAUGCAAAUGUUGCAGAAUAUAUCCAGCGUUGUGGAGAAGCAGAUGUCCGUAAUUUGUCAUUUCUUGAGAAGACAGAUCUAGUUGCUUGGCUUGAUGGUGCUCCUGAAAGUGAGCAUGUUUUGCCUCUGGAUGAUGAUGCAGCCAUUCCAGCUGCUGCAAUUGCUUUGCCAGUAGGUGCAUCGGUUCGACGAGUAGGAUUUGAACGACCUGAGCGCAGUUCUGUGCUUUUAAAAAUUUAUGCACAAGAACGGACAAUUGUGUCUCGUUCGACAGUUUUGCGCGGGUUGAAGCCAAUGGAUUUUUCAGCCGUGCGGAAAGAUGCAUAUGAGCAUUUUAUUUCUAAAAUGCGUAAUAAACAAGCAUCUCCAAUAGAGAAUAAGCAGAAACGCCGAGAUCCAAUCAUUCUUCUGUCUCCAUCUGCAUCUUCUCUUUUAACAAUGCAUAAUAUUAAACGGUUUUUGGAAGACGGUGUUUUUGUGCCUCCGGAACAAGCAAUGCAGAUGAAUGGAGGCAGUCGGAGUGCAGAAUUGGUAGCGAUCUCACAUAUAUCACGAAUUGCAAAGGGCUUAUCGUAUCGAUUUGUCAUUGUGCAAGGUGUUGACAAAUUUCGACCAGAUUAUUGGGAUCGUGUAGUUUGCGUGUUCACUACUGGACAAGCAUGGCAAUUUAAAGAAUACAAAUGGUCAGAACCACGAGAGUUAUUUCAUCAUGUUAAGGGCUUUUUAAUCCAGUAUGUUGGUGAUCCACCGCAUCCAGCAACAAAAGAAUGGAAUGUUGAGUCGGUCCGUAUUGAAAAGAAUCGUCGCCACACUGAUCGAGAAGUUGUUAGUCGUCUUUGGGAGUCCUUGGAGCGUUGGAUGGAUAAUCAUCCUGUUUGGAGAACUAUGGGAAGACCCAGUAAUCGGGUCUGA
This is a messenger RNA of Pneumocystis jirovecii RU7, 1164 nucleotides long. RefSeq lists its product as uncharacterized. Gene Ontology annotation, biological process: positive regulation of transcription elongation by RNA polymerase II; transcription elongation by RNA polymerase II. Gene Ontology annotation, molecular function: RNA polymerase II complex binding. Lineage: Eukaryota; Fungi; Ascomycota; Pneumocystomycetes; Pneumocystales; Pneumocystaceae. Gene Ontology annotation, cellular component: Cdc73/Paf1 complex. The record is from RefSeq and is a predicted model, not a curated record. The transcript is spliced from 6 exons. The coding region runs from base 1 to 1164 and encodes 387 amino acids.